AUGGAUGGGGGUGAAGGAGGAGUCUCCGAGCUUCUCGCUCGGUUUCGACAGAACAAAACGCGCGAGCUCGCCCCAGCCGAUGCCUCGACGGCUGUAACUUCCAAUCCCUUCAAAGUGCACCUGCGGCACGCUGGCGAGCACCAUGAAGCCCACCCGCCGGAGAAAGAAGAGGAUGAGGAGGAGCGGAAGAAGGAGAAGAAGGAAAAGAAAGAGAAGAAAGAGAAGAAGGAGAAAAAGGAAAAGAAAGAGAAGAAAGACAAGGGGGGUGGAGAAGAGGAGGAGGAUGAGAAGAAAAAGGAGAAGAAGGAGAAGAAGGAGAAGCACAAGGAGGAACUUCAUGCUGCGCAUGAGGAGACAGCGAAAGCAAAGGCAGAGCUGGAGGAGCUGCGAGGGCAGCACGAACGGCUCGAGGCGCUGCUGAAGGAGCUGACGCAGCAGCAGGAAGCCAAGGAUGCGGCGGCGCGUUCAGGAGCGGAAGCAGAGGCGGAAGCUGCAGCGCUGCGGGGGCGACUGAGUGAGGCGCAGGCGGAGGUCAGUGCGGCCCAAGAGAAACUCAGUGCGCUGCAGGAAGAGCUUUCCGCCGUGCAGGGGGAGCUUUCUGCGGCCAAGGAGGAGUUAUCCACCGCGCAGGGGGAGUUGAAUACUGUGCGCGUGCGGCUGGAAGAGGCGCAGGCGGAAGGAGAGGCCCUGCGCAAGGCAGAGGGAGAGAUGAAGGAUGAGGUGGAGAGAGUGAAGGAGGCAGCGACAACAGCGCAGCAGCAGCUGGAGCAGCAGCUGGCAGCAAAAGACGCAGAGAUGCAGCAGCUGCAGGCAGACGUCAAGGAUCUGCAGAAGAAGCUGGAGGAAAGCAGCAAGCAGGCCAUUGACGGGGGAGGGCUGGCAGAGGCGCGUGUGGACGAUGGAGCAGCAGGAGCUGAUUCAACAGCGGCGUUGAAGGCAGCUGAAGCAGAGUUGGCGCGGCUGAGAGAGGAGGUGAGCGACUGGAAGGAGCAUGCGGAGGAGAUGGCUAGGGAGAAGCUGGAGAGGGAGAGCGCAGCAGAAGCUGAGCAAGAGCAGCGGCAGCUCCUGGAGCAACAGCUGCAGGAGGCGAAGCGGGAGGUGGAGGAGCUGCGGCAGCGGAGCCAGGGCGAAACUGAUGCGGAGACAGCAGGUAUCCCGCUGCAGGUGGCAGGUUCAGCUGAAGGGUUGGAUAGAGCAGGGGAGACAGAAGAAAGUUCAGGAGAAGGGGAAGUAAGAGAAGUUUUGAUACCAGGAGGGGUGAAUGAGGCAGGAGGGCUCGGGGAGGGCGCGGAGGCGGAAUGGAGGCGGCGCUUGGAGGAGCUGGAGGGGCAGCUGAGGGCAGCAGAGGCACGCGCGGCCUCUCUGGAAUCAACUGUGGCGGCUGGCGGGGGAGAGGCGCAGGUCAGUGCUGAGCGCACUGGUGACGAUGGUGGGAAGAACGAAGAGGAGAGAGGGGGACGUGUUGAAGAUGGUGAGAGUGCUGACCAGCCUGCGGGUGCAGAAGAAGGAGAGGAUGUGGAGGUGGCAGACGGGGAGGGGGAAGUAGCAGUAGGUGCGGGAGGGUCCACGGAUGCUUUUGAGAUGAAGCCACGUGCAAUCCGUGCAAGUGCGUCUGCAGAAGGUAGGCAGGAGUUAGACCUGGCAGGCGCGAUGGCCCUGGUGGAGGAGCUGGAGAUGGAGCUGGAGGCCGCGCGCGUGGAGGUGCAGCAGCUCAAGGACGCGGGCGACGAGCUGCAGGCCAAGGUGGAGGCGCUGGAGGAGGAGAAGGAGGAGGUGGCGCGCGAACUGGAGAUCACCAGCGAGGACCUCAGGAAGGAGAGGGACCUGGCGGCGGAGGCAGGGCUGGUGGCCGAGGAGGAGUGGCGGAAGAGGCAGGAGGCUGAGCGCGCGAAGAAGGAGCUUGAGAGAGAGCUGGCUAAGAAGGGAGGCAAUGCUGGCACUGGUGGCACCGGUGCCGGUGCUGGGUCUGCAGCACAGGGGGGCCACAAGGAAGGGGAGGACGGGGCGGGGAAGAAGGAAGGUGCGGAGCAUGGCAAGCAGGGGGGUGCUGGGGGUGGAGAUGGGGCAGCAGGCGGACAGGAUGGGGACGAUGGGAUGCACGAGCCGUCCGCAGAGGUGUGUCAGGUGAAUCUGAAGCUGGAGCUGUCGGAGAUGCGUCGCGAGGCACAGGGAAUGCGCCUCAACCUCCACAACUCCAAGCUCGCCCUCACUGCUGCUGAGGCAGAGGUUCUUCGGCUGACGGUGCGUGUGGCGUUUGGGCGCGUGCUGCUGCAGCUGGUGGCACGGUCGCGAGAGAUGCAUGAGGAUGAGCUGAUCAUGGCCACACGCAUGGUGGAGGAGGCCAAGGUGAGGGAGAGCGCAGUGGAGCGCAACCUCUUCUCUCUGCUCAAUGAGAUCGCUCGCCUGAUCAAGGAGCAGCAGAUGCAGGCCAAGAACAACGGCGCCACGUACCUCAAGUAUAAGAUAGGCCCUGCCGAGAUCGAGGUAGUGAAGGAGGACCUGAGGCAGUUGGUGCGGUGGGUGCAGACCAAGGCGACGCUGGCCGAGAAGGGGCGCCAGAAGAACAGGGCUGCACGCGUGGGUGCUGCAGGCGUUGCAGACGCAGCGGCAGCCACCGCAGCUGCGGCGGCCGCUGCCAAUGCUGCAGCGUCGCGUGCAACUGUAGAGGCAGUGAGGCGGGGCGGGGUCGCAGGGUUGGGCGGGGAGAGUGGGCGGGACUCGGUGGUGCAUGGAGGGCCGGAGAUGGUGGUGCAGCUGGAGAGGGAGCUGGAGGAGGCCAAGGCGCGGUCAGAGGAGGCGGAGAAGCUGCAUGCCAUGGUGGAGGGCGUGCGGGAGAAGGAGAGGCGCACGCGCGAGGAGGUGGAGAGGGAGCUGCGCGCGGCACAGGCUAAAGUGGCGGAGGCGGAGAUGAUGGUGCAGCAGGUGGACGCCCUGCGCAACACAGCGUCCGUGCUGGCUGCGGAGCUGACGGAAGAAGUGAAGGAGACCAAGGUGAAGAUGCUGGAGGCGGAGGAGGUGGAGGGGCGCAUCACUGCCCUCGAGGCCACGGAGAAUGUGAUCAAGGCGGAUCUGGAGGUGAAGAGCCUGCGGCUGAGGGAGAUAGACAGGGACUACCCGUACCUCAUGGCGCAGGUGGCGGCAGACGGUGCGCCUGCCAAGCCGCGUGGGUCGAUCUUCUCCCUGGGGCGAAGCUCAGCAGAGGCUGCGGCGGUGGCGGCGGCGUCGGCAGCGGCCAAGGAGAGGAAGCGGCUGCUGGAUGAGAUCCGUGUGAUGCGCGAGCAGCUCAUCUGGACGCAGGGCUCGCUCACCAAGAGCCGUCAGCGCCUGCCUGAGCUCUACCAGGAGGCGAAGGAGUGUCGGCGCAAGGUGGAGGAGAAGGAGAAGGAGCAGAAGCGUGUGCGGCAGUGGCUGGCAGAGCACGAGCCUAUUAUUGCAGCCAACCAGGCCAGACAGGCACAGACCGCCGCUGCUGCUGCUGCCCUUGCCGCCUCGGCUCCUCCUCGCACUGCUCCUGCUCGUGCUUCUGCUCCUGCCCCUGCUCCUACUUCUGCUCCUGCGCCUGCACAUGUUCCUGCUGCUAGUUUGGGCGGGUGGGGUUUCUCUAGUGACUCCAGCCAUAGUGCUGCCAGUGGUGCUGGUGGUGGUAGCGGUGGUGUGUCUCUGCCUGCCAGCUUGGCAAGUGCACGAGUGGUGGUGCCAUCAGCCACGAGCUCUGUGGGCGCUGCUGUGGCCAAUGCUGCUCACGUGGCAGCAGCCAUGGCUGCCGCAGCAGCAGGAGCGGAUGAGGGCCGUGCAAGGAGCAGCAGCACGUGGAGCUGGUGGAAGAAGAAGGAGGAGCCGGAGCAUGUGGAGGAGGAGUUUGAGGAGCCAGCGCGAGAGCAGAUCAUCAUGCUGCCACCGCUCACCAACGACAGUGUGCUCUCCAGUGCCAUUGCCGCCUUUGCCAAAGCCAACAGCACCACCAAGAUUUCCCCUCUUCAAACACCCUCGCCUCCUCCCCCCACUCCGUCUGGUCCACCCCCCAUGGCCCAUGGUAUGCCCCCGCCUGCCCUUCCCACUUCCCCUCCUCAUGCUCCUGCUGUUCCGUCCUCCCCUCCCUCUGCAUCGCCGGUUCCUGCUUCUGGUGCCGAUGGUGGUGCCAUUGACGAUGCUCAUGCGGAGGAUGCUGUUGCUGCUAUUUCUUCAGUUGCUGCUCCUGCGGUUGCGGCUGUUGUUGAAGGGAUGAACGAGGGAGAAGACAUUGAGGGAGAGAAGAAGUGCGAGGAGGAGCAGGUGGAGGAAGAGGAUAGUGAGAAGAAAGAGCAGGGAGAGGUUGUUUUGGCAAGUGAAGGAGAGGUGAAUAAGGGAGCAAGUGAAGGAGAGGGACGCAUUGUAGAGGAAGGGGAGGAAGAAGAGAUGGACGCACAUGGAUGCGAGGGUAACAAGGUGGAGGAGGUGAAGAAGGAGGAGGCUGACAAGGUGGAGGAAAGCGUGGAGAUGGGAAGCAAGGACGAGGAUGCACCAGUGCAAGCGGUAGCAGAGGCAGAGGAGGCAAGCGUGUCAAGCGACUUGGAGCCAGUGGAUAUUGCCUCAGAACAGGCACAACCGCCUCUUGCUGCUGCUGAGGUCACUGUCGCCACGCACACUGCACGUGCUGCUGUCUCGGAGCUGACACGUUCAGAGCAGCAGGAUAGCCAGUGUGAGGAGGCCCCUUCUGCCUCCUUUGCAGCUGUUGAGUCUCCUCCAGGUACUGAUGCUGCUGUUGACAGUGCCGAAGCCAGUGAUACACCCACUGAACGCCAGGAGGACCCAACUCAAGAACACGUGGCGGCAGAAUUGCUCCCAACAGCUGAGCUUAUUGAUUCUGCGGUCAUUGAUGCCUCUGAGGAUGUAGCUGCUGCGGCUGAUGUGGCUGAGUCUAAUGUACAUGAGACAGAGGCAGCUGAUGAGGCGGCAGUACGGGAUGCCCCUGCGUCCAGCACCGCCGAUCUGGACACGGCUACAGCGGGAGAGAGGGAGGUUGUUGGUGAAUCGGCGUUGGGAGGGGAAGAGGGGCAGCAGAUGGGAACACCUAGAAUGGAGGAGGGGCGUGCUGGUGGGAGUGUGCCUGCUGUCACACAGGCAGAGGGGGGUGUAAGCCAAGAUGGGGCAGAGGAGGAGGUUGUAACUCUUAGCGAUGGUCCUUCUCCCCACCUGUCCGUCACACGUGCCUCGUACCGCCAACCCUGCAUUGCAUCCGUCAUCUCCUCUGUCUCUCCUGCCACCUAUCCCCAUUCCCCUCGCAAGUCCUCAGCUCCCCUCCUCCCGUUUAAGCCAAAGCCUUUGCUAAAGCACCCCUGCACCGCCACCGAUCCCCUCCUCGUCCUUCCCGCUCCCCGGGUACCGUCACCUCUCGCCGCACCUUACCCCAUUGCGCACGCUCGUUGCCGGCAGUGGCAGCGCGAAGCAUGCAUGGGUCGGCCGGGGUCAGCCCAGGAGGGUGUGAGGGGAGCAGGAGCAGGGGCGGGAGCAGUAACAGGCGGAGGCGAUGGGGGAGAGAGUGAUGCGGCCGCUGCUGCCGCUGAGCUGGGGGAGCAAGCAGCGGUGGCCGUGGGGCUCAAGCCGCGGGGGCUGCUGCCUCUGGAGCGGUUAGAGUUCAGGGACCUGCUGCGGCGCAAGGGAGCCAUGGCGGGGUACCUGCAGUGCCGCAACAUGGUGCUGACGGCGUGGUACGCGGACGUGUCUCAGUCGCUGCCCCUCGCGACCUUUGGCGUGCCAUGCAUGCCGCUGCCGGGCGAGCCCGCGUGGCAUGGCGUCAUGCGCCACGUGUACACGUUCCUCAAUGACAAGGCCUUCAUCAAUCUCUGCAAGGCUGGAGACCUGCCCGCCUCGCCCGCCCCCUGCUACUGCCACUCUACCCCACUCGCACCAGCAGCACCCCUUGCAGUCAACUCAUCCCCACCACACCUCGCACCAGCAGCACCCAAGCCUCCGACCACCCCGUCUCCAGCAUCACCUGUCCCCCCUUUGCACGGGCGGCGAGUGGUGGUGGUGGGCGCGGGGCCGGCAGGGUUGACAGCAGCGCGGCACCUGGUGCGGCUAGGGGCGCGCGUGGUGGUGCUGGAGGCGAGGGAGCGCGUGGGGGGGCGAGUGCACACAGACUGGACUUCCCUCUCCGUACCCGUGGACCUGGGCGCCAGCAUCAUCACAGGCGCCGCCCCUGACCUACACGACAACCUCCCCCCGGACCUCUCCGCGCUGCUGUGCCAGCAGGCGGGGCUGCCGUGCGUGGUGUUGAGAGAGGCGUGCCCGCUGUAUGACGCGGUGCGAGGGGGCAGGGUAGCAGCUGAUGUGGAUGCGCGCGUGGAGAGGCAGUUCAAUCGCCUGCUGGAUGAUCUCGCGGGGGUGGCGGCGCAGGAGGGGCAGGGCGCUGUGCACAUGUCCAUGGCGCAGGGCGUCAUGCAGACGCUGGGAGAGGCGUUCGGGCGGGAGAAUCUCGUGGGCGUGCAUGGGUCGCUGGCGGAGGGACAGGGGCUGGAGCGGGUGCGGGUGGAGGGGGAGGGGCGUGGUCGGGUGCAGGGGGAGGGUGGUCGGGAGGGGGCGAAGCACGGUGGUGGAAGAGAGGCAUGUGCAGAGGAUUUUGGUGAGAAGAAGAGACGCAGGGAGGGGGCGGGCAGGGGAGGAUUGAAGGGGAUGGUGGCUGAACAGGCGAGCAGGGAUGGCUUGGGUAGCAGGCAGAAGCACGAUGGGGACAGUAAUGGUGGCGGCGGUGGUGCGCUUGAUGCUGCCGUAUGUGGGGGGGGAGCGACGGCACUGAGUAUCAUCACGGGCGGCAAGUGGAACGGCGCUGCUAUGCCUGCUGUGGAUGGCAGUGGUGCUGCAGAGGACGGAGGGGGAGGUUGUGGUGGGCUUGCAGCUAAGGCCGUGGUGGGGAUGAGCGAGGGCGGUGGGGUGAAAGAGGAACAGCUGGAGAGGGCUGUUGGAGGGGUGGAGCAGAUGAGCAGGGAAAAUGAGGCACAGGGGAUGGGAGACGGUGUGGAAGGAAGAAAGGUUGGGAAGGAGGGGGGAGAAGGAAAGGAGGAGGAGGAGGAUGAGGAGGAGGAGGAGGAUGCGGAAGGGAAGUUGGGCAUGGAUGGGGAAGGCAGGAGCGAGUGGGGGGCGGAGAUGAAGAGGGAAAGGACAGGUGGGGAGGGAAGAGUUCAAGAGGAGACAGAUGGAGAGGAGUGUGGGCACGAGGAAACACAAGACGGGCAUGAGACAACACAAGGGGGGCUGGACAUGAAACAAGAGGGGCAGGAGAAUACACACGAGAAGCAGGAGGAAACAAAAGAAGGGCAAGGGAAAGCACAAGAGCGGCACGAGGAAACACAAGAGGGGCAGGAGAAAACACAAGAGAGGCUGGACAUAAAACAAGAAAUGCUGGAGAAAACACAAGAGGGGCAGGAGGAAACACCAGAGGGACAGGAGAGAACACAAGAGAAGCAGGAGAAACCACUGGAGGGACAGGAAGAAACACAAGAAGGGCAGGAGGGCACACAGGAGGAGCAGCAGGCAGCAAAGGAGGGAGCGAGCGCAGCAGUGAUGAGUGCAAGCGAAGCGAGGGGCGUGAUGAGCCAUGUUGGUGAGGGUGGGGCUGAAGCGCCUUGUGUGUUCCCCUCCACACGCCGUGGCGGGGAGAGAGAGGGGCGGCAGGGCGCUGGAGAGGCGUCCACAAAGGGGGAGGAGAGGGAGGGUGGCAUGUGUGACGGUGGCGGGGAUGUGCGGGGUAGCACGGAGGGUGGUUGUCGCAGCGCGGAAGGGUGCGACAGAAUGGUACAAGGCACGAGCGACUCUCCAGAAGGGCUUAGGUGGAUGGGGAAGAGGAAGCGAGCAGGGCUGGAGCCAACGGAAUCAGGACACGUGGCUGCAUUUGGUGGGCAAGGAGGGCAGGAGGCAGUGAGAGUGCGAGGUGUGGUGGUACCGAGUGAGCGGAGCAGCAAGAGGGCGCGGAGGGGCGAGGGGGAGGAGGGCAGGGCGGGUGGUGCAGACGCGGCGGAGGCACCAGGAAGAGGAGCGGGUGUUGUGAGGGAGGCAGGUACAGGGUCGAAGGUGCAAGCGGUCAAACGGGACGACCUGCAGGGGGUAGCGAGUCACGAUGGGGGGGAGGGCGAGGGUGGGGAUGCAGACACGAGUGGGGAGAAUGGGAGGGGUGCAGGGGGCAUGGAGGUUCGGACGAGGGCUCAAGUGAGGCGCGCAGAGAGGCUCAAGGCGGAGCAAGGGGCGUGUGGGGCAGCGAGGGUCCCUGGGGGUGGGGAGCACGGAGGAGCGCGGGUGAGUGGAAGCGACAAGCAGCGGAGGGCAGUGAAGGUAGAUAGUGCAACGGGGCAGGACGUGCACGGGGCGGGGGAGUCUGGGAAGGGAGGAAGGGAUGAGAAUGGAGGUGUGCAGAGUGGGGAGCAGGUGCAGGAGAGGGCGAGGGGGCCUGUGACUCGCGGGCAGAGCAGGGGCACGAUGGAGAGAGAGCAGCGCAGCAGAGAGAGCAGCAGGGAGAGGCAUGGGCAUGGGGAGCAGGGCAGGGAGGCAAUAAAGAGGGGAACGAGUGCGCAGGCAGGGGGGCCAGGAAUUGCUGGCAGGCUCCCCGUUGAACACGCGGCGGAGAGGGGUGUGAAACGGGAGGGAGGAGGGAAGGGGGCGGAGGCGAGGGGCAGCAGCAGCAAGGUGGUGAGGGACGUGCGGAGGCGGUCCAUUGCCGACCUGGUGGCCGUGCUGGAUAGCAAGGAGGAGGGCGCGCUGGGGGAGAGCGGGCAGAGCCUCAAUGGGCGCGACCAGGAGAGGAGGGACGUGGAGCGGCGGGUGCUGGGGUGGCACUUUGCGAACCUCGAGUACGGGUGUGCCACAGACCUCACACGCCUGUCGCUGCCGUUCUGGAACCAGGACGAUGCGUUUGGGGGCUUUGGCGGGCCGCACUGCAUGGUGAAGGGCGGGUUUGCACGCGCCAUGGCGCAGCUGGCUCAGGGCGUGGACGUGCGCCUGGGCCAGCCCGUCACUGAGGUCGCGUGGGGGGAAGAUGAGCGCGCACGGGGUGCUGGGGCUGGCAGGGAGGCGGAUGGGGUGGAGAGAGGGGAGCGCAGAGGGGGUGAGGCGCGGUGUGGGAGUGUGGCCGGAGUGACGGAUGGUUGUGCGCCGUGGGGGUGCUGUGGGGCUCCCACAGAGGCAGUUGCUGACAUGGAGCAAGAGAAGAAGGCGGUAGGCACACAGGAGACACACCCACACACCAACGGACAUGAAGCGGCAACAGCAGGAGUAACAUCCCCAGCAGCGGCAGCAGCAGCAGCAGUGCAUGUCACGACAGCGUCAGGGGAGGUGUUCCCGUGCGAUGCAGCGCUCAUCACAGUACCUCUGGGCUGCCUCAAGGCGGGCGCCGUGGCGUUCUCACCGCCGCUGCCCGCAUGGAAGGCGCGGGCCAUCGAGCGGCUGGGGUUUGGCACGAUCAACAAGGUGAUUCUGGAGUUUGAGCGCGCAUUCUGGGACCCCCAUGUCGACUACUUCGGCGCUGUCGCCCACCCGCACCCCUUGCAGCGUGGCAACUGCUUUCUCUUCUGGAACCUGCAGCGCACCUGCGGUGCUCCUGUGCUGGCGGCGCUCGUUGUGGGGCGCGCUGCGAUGGCCAUGGAGGGCCGUGGGGAGGGGCAUGGACAGGCGGAGGGGAUGGGAGUGGAUGGAGUGGGAAAGGGGAAAGGGGACACUGGAGGUGAGGGGUCGGCGGCACGAGGGAAGGGGAAGGAGGAGAGUGGUGGUGAGGGCGGUGGGAAGAGGGAAGAGGGUGAGCGCACGAGGAGGAGGAGUGCGCGGCUCAGGAGGGCAGAGGGGGGCGGAGGCGGGGAUGAGAGGCAGGGGGAGGGGGACAUGGCGGAAGGGGAGAGGCAGCGGAAGGAGCGGGUGGUGCAGCACGCAGUGCGUGUGCUCAAGACCAUCUUCGGCCGCGGCAACGUGCCCAAACCCAAGGCCACCGCCGUCACCUUCUGGGGCACUGACCCUUACAGCCGCGGAGCAUACUCAUACGUGCCGGUGGGGGCGUCAGGGCGCGACUAUGACCUGCUGGCGCGGCCGGUGCGGGCGCGCGUGUUCUUUGCAGGCGAGGCCACGAGCAGGGAGCACCCCGACACCGUGGGCGGCGCCAUGCUCAGUGGUCGGCGCGAGGCUGUGCGGAUUGCCGGUGUGCUGCAGGGAGAGGGUGAUGUGUGGGAGCAGGCAGAGGCGGCUGCUGCUGCUGUGGCGCAUAGGCAGACGGACGAGGAGCGCGAGGAGGUGCAGUGGGUGCGGGAAGUGCUGGGGGCCGCGGAGAGAGGGGGGAGAGGAGGGGGGCAGUGGGGGGAUGGGGUGGAAAUGAAGGGAGUGGAGGAAGGAGCGGAUGGAGAGAGGGGAGAGGGAAGGGGUGUGGGGGAUGGGGGUGAUGACGAUGGUGGGAUAAGAAGAGGUGGGCGGUUGAGAAGCAAUGGUGAUGCUGAUGGGGAGGAUGCAGGGAAGAAUGCUGGGAGGGAGGGCACAUGGCAUGUGUGGGCGCACCUAGAUAUAGGGCAUAGCGCAUGUGUGCAGGUGGCAGGGGAGGAGAGGACAGGGCAGGAAGAGCCAGGACGUGACACAGGGAAUGGUAGAGGCGCUGAGCAUGUAAGGGUGGAGAGACACGCAUGUGAGAGGGGUGCAGAGGUGUGCGGUGCGGUGGAAGAGGGGGACAGGGCGAGGGUGGCUGGAAAUGCAAACGGAGGUGUUGAGAAGGCCAGCAAUGAAGGGGGGAUUGGGGAGGAGAGGCCGGAGGGGGCGACUGCGGGUUUGCUGAGCGAGCAGCGCGGUUCAGGUGGCAUGGGGAAGGGCGAUGGCGUGGGUGCUGCUGUGCAUGGCGUGCACGCGAAACAGGAGGGGGGCAAGGGACGGGGCGCAAGAGGGGAGAAGGGCGGAGAGGAGGAGAGGGUGUUGAGGAGGCGAGAGACGCAGGGAGAGCUGCGGCGAGGUGCGGCACUGGCUGCUGUGCUGCGCAUGUCUGGUGGACUGCGCAUGGGCAUGGCAGCAGUAGGCAGUUCAGAGCGCCACGGGGAGGGGAGUUGCGCGCAUGGAGUGGGUGUGGAGAGGGAGGGGGGCGUGCACACGGUGGGGGGCCGCGUGUUUGUGUGCCGCGAGCUGCUGCAGCUGCCCAGGAGGGUGCUGGAGGCCGUGGCGGGCAGCAGGGAGGGGCUGGAGCGAAUCAGCGAGUGGAUCGUGGAGUCCCUGCACUGCAGCUCGUCCCAGGUGCUCACUGCCUCUCUGCGCCUGUUGCUUGCUGCUGCCACCUGCCCUCGAUGCGUCCGCUCCUCAGGAGUGGCGGUGUGUGUGCGUGCGCUGCUCACCGUACCACGUGUGGGCAGGGAGGUGCGGUCGCUGGCAGCACGGCUCAUGCGCCUCUGGCACACGCUGGGCCACUUCCCUGCCCCCACCGCUGCUGCUGGGGGGGCCAGCGCUGCACUUGCAGUCACGGGGGAAACGACAACGGGGCGAGAGGGCAACGGCCAGAAGAGGGGUGAGGCAGAGGCAAGAAGUGAUCGGGUGGAGGUGUGUGGAGACGUGGGAGGCGCAGACAUGGGGGUUGGAGGGGGUGGAGCAGGGGCGGGUGAAGCGGGAGAGGCGGAGGGAGAGGCGGCACAAGUGGCAGCGGAGGGGAUGGGAAGCAGUGGUGCAGCAGUGAGAGUGAUUGCGGUGGCAGUGGCAGCUGCAAGACUGGCAGCGGAGGUGAGGGAGGAAGUCAAACAGGCUCUGCUCUCACUUGUGCUCCGAAUUCUCUCUUCUCUACAUCCCUUCAUUGUCCUUUUCCCCUACAGUGCUUUCCCUGUCUUCUCUUGCUGGUGCUUACCUGCCAUGCCCCUCCCAUGGCCCUCUCUGCUGUGCGUGCAGGCCUUGGCAGCAGGUGAAGUGCAGGCAGGCCAGCCACCUAUUGCUACUGCCCACCCGACCCCAGGUGCACCUCGCAGCAGCAGUGCAGCAUCAGCUGGUGCCACAGCAGCAGGUGCAGCAGCAGUGGCACAGGGCAAGCAGCAACAGGUCACUCGGUUGCGCAGCCAACGACAGUCACCCCUGGCAAGUGGGGCGGCUGCACCAGAUGCGUCUGGGGGUGGCAUGGGGGUAAGCAGAUGCAGGGCAUGGCAGCAGAGUAGGGGGGAAUGGGAGGGGGCAGCAAAUGGGCCAGGGCGAGUUAGAGGGAGGGUGAGGGCUGGGGCAUCUGCAUGGGCUUGGGCAAGAGCGAGAGUCGGGGAGGAGGAAAGGAGAUGGGCAGGCCUGGAUGGGAGUCUAAGGACAGGAGACGAGGAAGAAGAGGAGGAGGAGGAAGAAGAAGAAGAAGAGGAAGAGGGGGAGGAGGAAAAGGAGGAGGAGGAGGCAGUCCCAGGGCAGGCGAAUGGGGUGGGAGCAGGCGCACACAAGAGGUUACGGGUGAUACAGGCAGGCGGCACUGCUCUGCCCCGUGGUGGUGGGCUGUCAUGGCAAGCCUGCCAUGUGAAUGGCGGAGAGAGAGGAGUGGCCGACAGUGGGAAUGAGGAGAAGCCGAGGGGCGUGAGUGGGAGUGGUGUGAGAACAAGGUCGCAGGCACAGGCGUGCGUGCAAGCAGUGGACAAGGGGGCGGGUGCAGGGUCACCAGGUGCAGCCGCCUCGGGGGGUGGUGGAAGGGAAUCAUCUAUGCACAGUGGUGGAUCAGGCUUAGGCAAAGGGAUGGUGGGUGUUGGCAAACGCCGGGUUUGUGUGGCUGAGUGCAGAGCAGCUGUUGAAGGGUACGUGGUGUCCCUGGUGGGCCCACUGGGGGAGAAGCAGAUGGUGACACGGCAGCAAGUGAGGGAGAUCAGUCGCAAAGCAACAGACGAGGUGAUGGAGAGUGUCCGAGAAGGGGGCGGUGCCAUGGACCCUGACGCCUGCCUCACUCCGCACCUCAAGUCGACGAUUCGUGACACAGUAGACAAGUACAUGAAGGCAUACAUUGACUCUUCCACAGAAGGCAAAGAAUCAGGUUCGAUCAAGAGGAGAAGUAUACCCUAA
This is a messenger RNA of Closterium sp. NIES-65, 12990 nucleotides long. The record is from the annotation of a GenBank genome assembly. Lineage: Eukaryota; Viridiplantae; Streptophyta; Zygnematophyceae; Desmidiales; Closteriaceae.